This is a messenger RNA of Gymnogyps californianus (California condor), 1236 nucleotides long. It is a transcript of the gene HOXD9, whose product is annotated as homeobox D9. Gene Ontology annotation, biological process: embryonic skeletal system morphogenesis; DNA-templated transcription; regulation of transcription by RNA polymerase II. Gene Ontology annotation, molecular function: RNA polymerase II cis-regulatory region sequence-specific DNA binding; DNA-binding transcription factor activity, RNA polymerase II-specific. The coding region runs from base 130 to 1029 and encodes 299 amino acids. Gene Ontology annotation, cellular component: nucleus. The record is from RefSeq and is a predicted model, not a curated record. NCBI's taxonomy places the organism in Eukaryota, Metazoa, Chordata, Aves, Accipitriformes, Cathartidae. The transcript has 2 exons.
UAUGAUCACGUGGGCUCCGCAACCAAUGGUUGAGGGUUGCAGUCUGCAAAAUACUACGAUUGUUCUCCGGGAGGGUAUCAUAUACAGUUAACAGUGUAACCUUUUAUAUGACUAAGAGGGGAGCCUAAAAUGUCGUCUAGUGGCACCAUAAGUAACUAUUAUGUCGAUUCUCUCAUAGGCCAUGAAAGCGAAGAAGUUUACGGGAGUAGAUUCGUCCAGGGAGGUCACAGUGCGACCUCCAGGCCAUCAGGUGUUGCAGAGAGUUCAGAUUUUUCCUCCUGUAGCUUUGCACCAAAAUCCACCGUGUUCUCCACCUCCUGGUCCACGGUUCACCCUCAGCCGUCUGCGGCAAUGACCGGGAUCUACCACCCCUACAUGCACCAGCCCCACUUAGGGGCAGCCGACGCCGGCCGCUACGUGCGCUCCUGGAUUGAGCCCUUCCCGGGCUUCCCGGGCGGCGGCGGCGGCGGCGGUGGCGGCGGCAGCGGCGGCGGCUCCGCGUCCAGCUCCGGCUCCUCCAACGGGCGCCACUACGGGAUAAAGCCGGAGACGGGAGCAGCCGCCUCCUCGUCUUCCUCCUCCUCCUCCUCCUCCUCCAAAAGGACUGAGUGCUCCUCGUCCCGGGAGUCCCAGGGGAUCGGUGUGCCCGAGUACACGUGCAGCUCCUUCCUCCAGGAGCCCCGGGAGAAGGCGGCUGCCGGCAGCUCCAAGGACCCCGCCGCCUGCAGCCACAACCCCAGCCCGAGCAGCGAUCUGAAGGAGGAGAAACAGCAGCAACUUGACCCAAAUAACCCUGCAGCAAACUGGAUCCACGCUCGUUCAACGAGGAAAAAGCGUUGUCCCUACACAAAGUAUCAAACUCUGGAACUGGAAAAGGAAUUUCUCUUUAACAUGUACCUCACCCGAGACCGCCGUUACGAAGUAGCUAGGAUUUUAAAUCUCACAGAGAGACAGGUCAAAAUCUGGUUUCAGAACAGAAGAAUGAAAAUGAAAAAGAUGAACAAGGAGAAAGGCAAUAAAGGAGACUAACGCUGGGGUAGAAACGCAGUUGGGGAAUAUUGCUUUAGUUUUGAGUUUGGGGCUUCUGGGUUUUGUUUUGGGUUUGGGAUUUUGGUUGUUGGGGUUUGGGGUUUUUUUUUGGUUGGUAUGGUUUUAUUCUUCCCCUGCCCCCUCAGCCCCCCAUAGGUUUCUCCUCCUCCUCCCGCGCCACCCCACCCCAGGAACUUUAAAUCAAUC